Messenger RNA from Melampsora larici-populina 98AG31, 195 nucleotides. RefSeq lists its product as uncharacterized. The record is from RefSeq and is a predicted model, not a curated record. Bases 1 to 195 code for a protein of 64 amino acids. The transcript is spliced from 2 exons. NCBI's taxonomy places the organism in Eukaryota, Fungi, Basidiomycota, Pucciniomycetes, Pucciniales, Melampsoraceae.
AUGAUUGGAUAUCAAGAGUAUGAUGGCAAUUUUGUUUUUCCUAGCAAGGCGGGUUUGGUGGAUAAUAUGAGGCAGACCCAACGGAGAUCAAACAUGCAUUGUAAUCGAGGUUUUUCACAUGGUAGUUGUGAAGUGCAUGAGAUCUGGGUGCCAUUAAGCACCCUUAAUUUAUCAUAUGAUAUCAGUGGGCUUUAG